AAGUCACUGUAUGUCACAUAAAACGUCAAAAUAAAAAACAUGUUGCCAUUCACAAAUUCAAGCCUAGUAGCAAAGUUAUUGCAGCGAUCGCAUAAAAUAUAUCAAAAAACGGAUAUAAUGGCUAAAAGUACAUUUGAAUAUGUGAAGAAAUUUGAAUUGGAUGAUACUAUUCUACCAAACACGUGGAUGGUUGUUCGAUUGGAUGGAAAGUGCUUCCACAAGUUUUCAGAUGAUCACAACUUUGCAAAACCGAAUGAUAUUCGAGCAUUGAGGUUAAUGAACUUCGCAGCUUUUAGUGUAUUACGCGAAUUUAAUGAUGUAUUAAUGGCAUUUGGUCAGAGCGACGAAUAUUCUUUUAUAUUUAGGAAACAUACUACAUUGUAUAAGAGACGAGCAGCAAAACUUCUUACUACCAUCAACAGUAAAUUCUCCUCUUCAUAUGUGUACUACUGGCCUAAAUUUUUCGAACGAGAACCAUUAAAAUAUCCUCCAGCAUUUGAUGGGCGCAUUGUCACAUAUCCUUCAGAGGAAAAUUUAAUAGAUUAUAUGAAGUGGAGACAGGCAGAUGUUCAUAUAAAUAAUUUAUACAACACAACUUUUUGGACUCUUGUAUUAAAAGGAAACCUAACCCCUCAACAGGCUGAGAAACGAUUAUGUGGCACAGUAUCAGCAGACAAAAAUGAAAUAUUAUUUCAAGAGUUUAAUAUGAAUUAUAACAAUGAACCUGAAAUAUUCAAGCGAGGAACUCUAUUAAUUAGGAAAAGCAUUUCUAAUGAUCAAGAACAUCAAAGUGUGAUUAUUGAUGUACAUGAUGAUAUGUUAAGAGAUAAAUUUUGGGUUGAACAUUCCAGUCUGUUAUUAGAAAAAAAAAUAAAAACAAAUCUGGUUUAUGAAGGUCCCAUAACUGAUAUAAUACAGGAACAAAAAAAACAUAUAAAGAAAUAACAAAAGAUAUGUCAAAAUACAUUAUAAAUCAUUAUAUAAUUGAUGAAUUUCUAGUUUUUUUCUGGAUAAUUUCAGUGACAUAAACAUGUCUUAGUGGAAGUGCAUUUUUCGAAUGAUUCUAAUGCUGUUUUAAAACAAUAUUUUCACCAUAAUACUUUUCGCACAGGCAUAUUAAAAUAUUAUUAAAAUUUUUGUUAUGCUAAUA
Manduca sexta (tobacco hornworm) is the source of this 1150-nucleotide messenger RNA. It is a transcript of the gene THG, whose product is annotated as probable tRNA(His) guanylyltransferase. Gene Ontology annotation, biological process: tRNA modification. Bases 40 to 945 code for a protein of 301 amino acids. The transcript has 2 exons. Gene Ontology annotation, molecular function: magnesium ion binding; tRNA guanylyltransferase activity. NCBI's taxonomy places the organism in Eukaryota, Metazoa, Arthropoda, Insecta, Lepidoptera, Sphingidae. The record is from RefSeq and is a predicted model, not a curated record.